Messenger RNA from Coregonus sp. 'balchen', 8070 nucleotides. NCBI's taxonomy places the organism in Eukaryota, Metazoa, Chordata, Actinopteri, Salmoniformes, Salmonidae. The record is from the annotation of a GenBank genome assembly.
UCCCGUUUGUACAAAUAACUAGCAACUUAACCGAAGGAAAGCAGCUGCAUCCGCACCGUGAAUCAUUGAUUUGUGAGCAACUAAUGUAUCUAAAGGAUGUUAGUUACAGUAGCUAGCUAAUCAUUCCAGCUAGCUAGCUAGUCAGUUGUAUUUUGUCACAGCAAAUGUGCUUGCAAAGGCGUUCGUUAGCAAAGUUUAAUAUUUGCAAUUUACCAGGCUAUCAAAUCGUGUGAAAACUCUCGAGAAGGUUGCUCGUGCGUCGAGGAACAAUCGCUUCAGCUAAUGCGUUUGAUAACACGACUCUUCCGCAUAUAGCUAGAUCAAGGCCAACGACCGUGCUGGGAUGUAAACUUGCAGAACACCUUUGCUUGUUUUGUCUGACAUACAGUCGUUUAAAUGGGGAAAAGGAAAGACAUGAUCCACCCAAGGUUUCUUUUAGGUGAGUUUUUAUUUUUACUGUUAAUGUUAUGCUCCCAUGACGCAAGUAUGGUUGUUUUUCUUCUAGUCCCCACCCCCUCUCUCUGUUACUGGUCUAACCUGUAAUCAAUUGGAUACAAAUGCCUGGUUGGUUGUUUGUGAAUUGAAGAUUUGACACCAUCAUAUUCACUAGACAUAAGAAGCCAUUAGCCAUUAUUGAGUCAUACAUGGCAUUAUUAUAAUAAUAUAUGCCAUUUAGCAGACGCUUUUAUCCAAAGCCACUAACAGUCAUGCAGUAGGGCUGACCCCGCUUAGUCGACUGGUCAAUUGUUUGGUCUAUAGGCUGUUGGUCGACUGAGAUUUCUUUAGUCAAGCAGUCAAGAGAGAAAAAAAUCCAUGGUGCACAAGACACCUGUCUGAUUAGUGCCUGUCUCAGUGGACUAAUCCAUUGCAGAGGCCAUGGGGAUGACACAGUCCAUCACUAAGAGACAGUUUAAGCUUGAUCCGAAAAUGUGGUCGGAGGCGCUGUAUUGAUGGUGUGACGCAAUUGCGGAGCCUCCGGGGGCACGCAGAGGCCAAAUUGAGCUCCAUACCGCGUCGCCAUGCGCCUCUCAAAUUUUGUAGCAAUGCAGAGGGCUCCAUAUAGCUAGGCAUUAACAUGAUUGGUUGAUGGUAGGUGAGGUCUGGAGGUCCUGUAUAAACACAAACUCACUUCCUUGACAACUUACUUCACAACAGUUCUGCUCCGCAAAGCGCAAGAAGUAUGAAUGCUCUGACUUCUGUAGAGGCCGUAUCACAGUAAAUGCUGCACGGCCAAUGCAGACGUCAGAUUGACCAUGCAGUGCCUUUUAAAGCCAAUUUAUGCUUGAUCCGAAAUAUGCUUGAUCCGCAAUGUGGUCAGAGGCUUUCUAUGGAGUGUGUGACGCAAUUGCGGAGCCUCUGGAGGCAUGCAGAGGCCAAAUCAAGCUCCAUACUGCUUCGCCAUGCGCCUCUAAUUUUGUAACAAUGCAGAAGGCUCCACAUUGACAUGAUUGGUUGACAGUAGGUGGGGGCGGAAGGUCCUGUAUAAACACAAACUCACUUUCUUGACAACUUACUUCACAACAGUUCUGCUCCGCAAAGCGCAAGAAGUAUGAAUGCUCUGACUUCUGCGGAGGGCUGUACGGCCACUGCAGAUGUCGGACUGACCAUGCAGAGCCUUUUAGACAUGUAAUACUGAAAUUGUAAAUGGUCAUACUAUGUAAGAAUAAUGGUGCAACACUAAUAAAUGUAAUAUUAUUUUAUAACAAAUGCGCUUUUGUCCCGCGAUGGAUCGCGGUUGCUGUCAGCAGUUCUGAAACUUCAUCUUCAGUGCACUGUUGAAUUGGCACCUUUCCCUAUAUGACCUAUGUACAUAUUUGUGUUGAGAACAAUGCUGUGGAGGCAGCAGCAGAGUGAGGAGACAAGGAAACAGCCCUUGCCUUAAUUGUCUAAGAUAAUUGAGGAGAGAGGAAACCUUAAUUAGGUCUGUAAUCAAUAGCCUAACUGUUAAACGUGCCUGUCUUUAUAAAUCAUCCAUAUAUAUCAACAGAAAUAAGACAGAUCCUGCAUCUUUAGCCAGUUUGAGUGUUUGUUUAAUAGCCUACUGAUUCCUUGAGCACCAAGCCUCGUGCAACCGCAAAAUGUUGGAUAAAGCAAUUUCACGAAUUCGGCUGUUUUUAAUAUUUGCUAUGCUGUAAUAAAGUCUUUUUAUUUUUUUUUAAACGUUAGAACAGACUCUCUGGUAGUACUUAUAAUUGAUUUAGUGUUGUUUACACUGUUCCAAACAAGCAGAAAAAGUAUAUUGUAAUCUAACAGCACCUGUUUGUCACACAUAAUAUUCACGCUGCUCUCGCUCCUAUGCCCUCAAUUUUCUUCAUCUCCUUCUUCUUCUUCUUAAAUUACAAUUAUUAUUAUGGUCAUCAUUAUAAUAAGUAAUGUCAUUAUUAUUAGUAGGCUUAGUAUAGCAGCCUUGUAUAACCACCAUCGAGCUGUAGGCCUAAGAGCGCGUCCUGUUUAGUCUUAAUACCGUAACUUACUUAGGUUUAUAUUUCAAUAUAUAAGCUACUGUAUUAGUCAAUGAGUCAUUCAUUCGUUCAUGUCAUCACACAACAUACAAGUCAUUCAUGCUGUGAAAUGCAAUCAAGCAUUUUAGUUUAAAAUAAAAUAACAAAGGGAGCUUUGGAUAAUCAGCCUAAACAAUAAAUUAACCGCAAUUCACGAAUGCAUGCAACUGUUUUUAGUCUUUGCUGUAAUAAAUGCGUCAUUUUUUCUUUCUCCAUUAGAACACUCUCUAUGGUACAUUUAUACUUUAUUUAGUGUUGUUUAUACUGUUCCAAAUGGUCAGAAAAAUAAUAAUAUUGUAAUCUGAAAGCACCUGUUUGGCACACAAUACUUAUGCAGCGCUUGCUCCUAUAUACCCUCCUUUUUCUUGAUCUCCAGUAGUUUCCACAACUAAGUCAAAUGUCUUCCACACAUCUGACUUCCCCUUUCCCUCCUGAGCAGCCAGUAAACAUUCCCCUGUUUCAAGUUUCUUUUUCACAUCCUCCCCAUCCAUUUUGCUGUCACGUGUUACAGUGUUCGGAGUUUGUUAUAACCAAUUUAUUGAUGUGAUUAUGAUGGGCUAUAGGUCAGGCCCUAUUGGUCAAGUGCAUGCGAUGGUUACAUGUUUCACGUAAAGAGAGCAGGGGUUGAGGGAAUAGGGAAUGUUUUUCCUAAACAAAUGAGGUAUUUCGGUAAUAUAACUUUUCAGUCAGAGAAACAAGUAAGAAACUGAAUGACUGUAAUUAUGUUGCAGAUACAGCAUGGACAGUGCUAUAAACACUUGCUGUGCUGUGGUGCCUGUUCGCUGCAGCAGGGAGGAGAGAGAGACAACGUGCGCCAGUCACACAGGCACUCGCUGUAAACAUGUUUUAACACAGUGUGGCCAUUAGGCUCCCCCUUGAGUCAUUUGUGUGUCUUAAUUAUUUAAUCAAACACUGCGCUUAAUGCAUCAGACAAGCUCAGUACAUAUAGUUGAUUUUAUUCAAACACAUAGGGUGUGUCUAUAUAUGACAGCCAUACAUACAUUGUUCUGAUGGGUGGCCCCAGCAGAAAUCAAACCCACGAUCCUUGGUGUUGCAAGCACCAUGCUCUACAAACUGAGCCCAUAACAACACCAGUGGAGGCUGCUGAGGGGAGGACGGCUCAUAAUAAUGGCUGGAACGGAAUGAAUGGAAUGGAAUCAAACACGCUCCAGCCAUUACCUCCAGCCCGUCCUCCCCAAUUAAGGUGCCACCAACCUCCUGUGAACAACACUAUACACUUCUAAAUAGGUCUGAUUUCUCUUUGUCUCUAUUUUGUCUACAUCUCUAUUGGUUAUCUGUGACUACAGGUGAUGGAGACCACCUGGGGUUACACAGCCUCCAUAGGAGGAAACACAAGAAGCACAAAAAGCACAAGAAGAAGCAUCACCGUGACGACGGGCACAACUCCUACUCCGAGGCCCUGGAGUCAUCCUCUGGCAUCCUGGUCAAGCCCCCCACGCAACUCCGACUCAAGCCCCCCACGCAACUCCGACUCAAGCCCCCCACGCAGCUCCGACUCAAGAUCAAACUGGGAGGCCAAACACUGGGAACCAAAAGGUGAGACCUCGCUGGCUUCUACUUUAAGAGUGACACAGGAUGAGACCACUGAGCUUAACAGGGGUAAGUUUCUCCAAAAACAUAAAGAUCAUCUUUAGCAUUAAGAUCAUGGUUCGCCCAUUGCCUACCAAUGGUUUUAAGAUGAUCUUAGUGCUAAAGAUGAUCUUUAUAUUUUGGAGAAACUCACCCUGGCCCUAAACAGUUCCUAUUGACUUCAACAUUGAUUGAGACAUCUGAUACAAAUUAUAGGUCCAGCGUUCACGUGACCUGAUAUUCGAACCUCAUAGGUUCUUGUUAUCUCUCCUUUUUUUAAUGAACCAGUGUGCCAACAUUCAGUGUGAUCCCUGGUGUAGCCCGCUCCCCGUCUCCUCUGAUGAUCGUGGACGAUGAUGACGACUCGGAUGAUGAUGACGAUGAGGAGCCUUCUGAGGGCGUCCCACUCGAGCAGUACCGGGCCUGGCUUGGUGAGUGCCAAGGUCUGUCUCUUAAUCUCAUCAUGUCCAAUCAUAUUCAAUAUAAAAGUCAUUUCCUGCUUAAUGUGAUUGAUUUACUAUAUACAGUGCCUUUAGAAAGUAUUCAUACCCCUUGACUUAUUCCACAUUUUGUUGUGAUACAGCCUGAAAUCAAAAUUGAUUAAAUAUAUUUAUUUCUCACCCAUCUACCCAAUAAUGACAAAGUGAAAACAUGUUUUUAGAAAUGUUAGCAAAUUUAUUGAAAUACAGAAAUAUCUAAUUUACAUAAGUAUUCACACCCCUGAGUCAAAUCAUGUUAGAAACACCUUUGUCAGCGAUUACAGCUGUGAGUCUUUCUGGGCAAGUCUCUUAAGAGUUUUGCACACCUGGAUUGCACAAUAUUUGCCCUUUAUUAUUUUCUAAAUUCUUCAAGCUCUGUCAAAUUGGUUGUUGAUCAUUGCUAGACAACCAUUUUCAAGUCUUGCCAAUAGAUUUUCAAGCAGAUUUAAGUCAAAACUGUAACUCGACCACUCAGGAACAUUCACUGUCUUCUUGGUAAGCAACUCCAGUGUAGAUUUGGCCUUGUGUUUUAGGUUAUUGUCCUGCUGAAAGGUGAAUUCAUCUCCCAGAUUUUGCCUGUGCUUAGCUCCAUUCCAUUUAUUUUUUAAUCCUGAAAAUCUCCCCAGUCCUUAGAGAUUACAAGCAUAUCUAUAACAUGAUGCAGCCACCACUAUGCUCGAAAAUAUGGAGAGUGGUACUCUGUAAUUUGUUGUAUUGGAUUUGCCCCAAGCAUAAUACUUUGCAUUCAGGACAAAAAGUUAAUUGCUUUGCCACAUUUUUUGCAGUAUUACUUUGUUGCAAACAGGAUGCAUGUUUUGGAAUAUUUUUUAUUCUGUACAGGCUUCCUUCUUUUCACUCUGUCAAUUAGGUUAGUAUUGUGGAGUAACUACAAUGUUGUUGAUCCAGCCUCAGUUUUCUCCUAUCAGAGCCAUUCAACUCUGUAACUGUUUUAAAGUCACCAUUGGCCUCAUGGUGAAAUCACUGAGCGGUUUCCUUCCUCUCCGGCAACUGAGUUAGGAAGGACACCUGUAUCUUUGUAUUGACUGGGUGUGUUGAUACACCAUCCAAUGUGUAAUUAAUAACUUCACCAUGCUCAAAGGGAUAUUCAAUAUCUGCUUUUAUUUAUUUUUACCCAUCUACCAAUAGGUGCCCUUCUUCUUUGCGAGGCAUUGGAAAAUCUCCCUGUUCUUUGUGGUUGAAUCUGUUUGAAAUUCACUGCUCGACUGAGGGACCUUACAGAUAAUUGUAUGUGUGGGGUACAGAGAUGAGGUAGUCAUUCAAAAAUCAUGUUAAACACUAUUAUUGCACACAGUGAGUCCAUGCAACUUAUUAUGAUACUUGUUAAGCACAUUUUUACUCCUGAACUUAUUUAGGCUUGCUUUAACAAAGGGGUUGAAUACUUAUUGACUGAAUACAUUUCAGCUUUUCAUUUUUUAUUAAUUUGUAACAAUUUCGAAAAACAUAACCCCACUUUGACGUUAUGGGGUAUUGUGUGUAGGCCAGUGACACAAAAUGUAAUCCAUUUUAAAUUCAGUCUAACACAACAAAAUGUGGAAUAAGUCAAUGGGUGUGAAUAGUUUCUGAAGGCACUGUAUAAAAUAUUGGAAUUAAACCUUAUGCACUUCUGUAAUAAUAAGUACACGAUGCAAAUGGUUAAUGUGAAAUUUGUGGAUUUCAUGGAUCGUAGCCAUGUCUUUCUAAUAUCUUGACCAUGCACUUUUCUUUCUGUUCCUUGUCUCUAGAUGAGGACAGUAACCUGGACCCGUCUCCUCUGCCAGACAUGGACUCUGACUCCCUAGGGGGACUGGGGGGGCCGGUGGACGAGGAGGAGAAGUGGCUGGACGCCCUGGAGAAAGGCGAGCUGGACGACAACGGAGAGCUGAAGAAGGAGAUCGAUGAGUCCCUGCUCACAGCCAGACAGGUAACAGGGUCCGGACAGACAGACCGAGCAGGGCUCCAGGCCUAGGCUAGUCUGACAUUAUGUAAAGUAGAGUUCUGAGUUUUUCUCGAAAAUGUGAUUUAAGGUUACGAUAUGAUCUGAGAAAUUGCUAUUGGUUAAAAACUUGGAAGAUUACAGAAAUGCCCUAACCCUAUAGAUUUAUGUAAAGCUUUAGGUCUACAUCCUACUGUACUUGACUAUGCGUUUGUGUGUGUGCUUAUGCCUUACAGAAAGCCCUCCUGCACAAGCAGCAGAACCAGCCUCUCCUGGAGCUGCCCAUGGGCUACAAGGAGAAGGAGAUGACCGCCGAGAUGAUGCAGAAGAGGGAGGAGCGCGCCCGCAAGAGGCGCCUGCAGGCUGCCAAGAAGGCAGAGGAGAACAAGAACCAGACCAUCGAGAGGCUCACCAAGACCUCCAAGGCCAAGAUCAAGAGCAUGAGGGAACGCAAGUCCAAGCAGGCCCAGUGUCCCAUGGUCCGCUACUGCGACUCGGCCCAGGGAAUGGGGAUUUCCUUUCCCAAGGGGCUGCUAGCCCCCACCCCUGCUCCCCUGUGCCCCCCUCCACCGGCACCGGUAGGGUGCGGGGUAAACGGGUGCAGUAAUCUGAAGAGGUACUCGUGCUCCAAGACGGGGAUCCCUCUCUGUAGUCUGGAGUGCUACAGGAAGAAUCUGGUCCUUGUUGUGGAGAGCGCCACUUGAACUUCACCGCUUUGGAAGGUUUAGGCUUGCUGGCCGUACAGACUCUAGGGCUAAAGGACAAGGUGGAUCUUUUUUAUUUAGCAGAAUUAUAAAAAGGUGUUGUUUUUUUGUGACAUGUCCAGAAAUGGGUCAUUCCUCUGCAUUUCUGGUGGCGAACUAAUGACAUAAUUAUGUGUUCUUACAAAAGAGAUGAGUGUUGUUCAAAUCAAUGCAUCAGUCAGACAGACAAUUUAGCCCUGAUAACACACAUCAUAAUGAUGAAGGCUACAGCCACAUCCGGCAGUGUGCAUUUCAUUUCUAGAUCCUCUCUGUCGAAAUCCACUUGAUGUAGCUUGUAUAAGAAUUUAACAAGGCACCCUUGUUUUGUGAAAUGAAUCUGCUGAAGUAAAUCAGCUUUUUCCUAAAAUUAGAGUGCUCUUUUGCCUGUUGAUCAUGAAGGACUUUCAUUUGUGUAAAUAUAUCGUUAAUGGUUUUGUAUUCAUUUUGGAAGCCUUAAAGCACUGUGUAACACAGCGGCAUGUCCAUUUAACAUGUUACACUCUUGUUUGUUUGAUCAAUUGAGAAAAUUACCCCAGGAAACCAAAACAAGUUUAUUUUAUUUUAAUUAACAGCCACAAAGGUGCAUUUGUAUCACAAAUUAUUUGACUUCUAUACAAAAUACUGUACAUUUUAAAUAAAAGAUCAAACAUUUCUCUCCUCCUCCCAAAUCAACAGCAUAUAGGAAUAGAACUCCACUUAAGGCUGUUGCCAUGCCAACAUGGAGAGGAUAGCAGGCAAGAACAGUCACAUUAUUUGGUCAGGCACACUUAAAGGUGCUACACAUAGGAGUUUUGCAUUGCAAUUUCAGAAAAUGUCCAUAAUAU